UGAAGCGCGGAAAAUAGACUUCACAACCUGUAAAGUUGUGGAGUAGGAUUUCCCAUUGCCAAGCCUUGACCCGAUAGAGGAGGAGGAGGCUGCGAGGAAGAGGAAGAUGGCCCAGGAGCCCCAGGCAGACAAGGAGCUGAGCACGGAGAGCUGGGAGGACAAAUCCCCAUGGCAGAACCUGGUGGAAGAGGCCGUUUGCAGCGGCUCCAUGGCGCAGGAAUCCAACGGGGAGGAAAAGCCACAGAGAUCCCGCACCAGGAGGGGCUGCAAACGCAGAUCGCGGGGAUCUGAGGAGGAAAGACCCAGCCUGGGCCGGGCAGGCGGCCAGAGAUGGAGUCAGAGCUCGGACCUGGUGUUCCAUGAGCAGCUUCGUGAUGGGGAGAAGCGCCACAAGUGCUCGGAGUGUGGGAUGAGCUUCAGAUGGAGGUUCCUCCUGAUCUGCCAUCAGAGGAUCCACACUGUGGAGAGGCCCUAUGAGUGUGAGGAGUGUGGGAAGAGGUUUCAGACCAGCAGCAAUCUCGUCUUGCACCAGCACACGCACACAGAGGAGAAGCCCUUCCGCUGCCCUGACUGUGGGAAGGGAUUCAGGCAAAACUCCCACCUCACUGAACACUGGCGCAUCCACACCGGGGAAAAGCCCCACGAGUGUGAGCACUGUGGGAAGGGCUUCAUUGAGCGUGCCCUAUUGUUCUCUCACCACUCUACUUCUGGGGACAUGGGCGUCCACAUGGCGAACCUUCACGGGUAG
Messenger RNA from Oenanthe melanoleuca, 748 nucleotides. RefSeq names its product oocyte zinc finger protein XlCOF19-like. Gene Ontology annotation, molecular function: DNA-binding transcription repressor activity, RNA polymerase II-specific. Gene Ontology annotation, biological process: negative regulation of transcription by RNA polymerase II. Lineage: Eukaryota; Metazoa; Chordata; Aves; Passeriformes; Muscicapidae. The transcript has 4 exons. The record is from RefSeq and is a predicted model, not a curated record. Bases 107 to 748 code for a protein of 213 amino acids.